This is a messenger RNA of Hippocampus zosterae (dwarf seahorse), 3767 nucleotides long. It is a transcript of the gene ppp1r18, whose product is annotated as protein phosphatase 1, regulatory subunit 18. The record is from RefSeq and is a predicted model, not a curated record. Gene Ontology annotation, molecular function: phosphatase binding. The transcript has 3 exons. Bases 80 to 3160 code for a protein of 1026 amino acids. NCBI's taxonomy places the organism in Eukaryota, Metazoa, Chordata, Actinopteri, Syngnathiformes, Syngnathidae.
AAACGCUGGGAGAGAGGACGGCGUUAAGUGCACCUCGGAUGCAAAGCGGGAGCACUUGACCACGGAACUCAGGACUGAAAUGUCGCGGGUGAGGGAAAAAGAGAGCUCCAAAGAAAAAGAAAGAUCAUGCGGCCAGGCCACGGUGAUUAAGGAUAAUAGAAAGAACAGCUUGGACGACAAUGUGUUUUAUGAAAGGGGAGGGAGAGUGAGCCAGCUGCUCACUAAAUUUGGGGAGCUCCGUAAGCCUCCAUCCAGAUCGAAAAGCUCCGAUAAUUUCCUUAGGCCCGGGAGGAGGAAAAAUUCAAGGGAAAAUGAUGACGGGGGGUCAUCCGAUGGGAGAAACGUGCCGCUCAAAGGUGUGCCAAAACGCUCAUUCAGCUUCUCUGAUAGGGUCGUCUGUCCGAAGGAAAAUGGCUUGGACCCAGAUGGGUACUUUGAAAGGAAACCACGUGAGAGGAUAUAUUCAGACAGGAGCGGGGCAGGAUUAGGGAAGGAAAUACCAGCAAAGUGCAAAAUGGGCUGUGUGCGACUCUUCGACAAAGACAAGUUUGGAAAUCUUAAGGAUGGGCAAUUUAGAAACAAAGAUCAGACUGAUGCAAUACAGAAAAGAAAUGAGACUGGGAUGGGAUUCCAAAACAGAACCGAAGUCAAGAAUUUAGACCCCGUUGAAAGGAGGGCCACGGGCAUGGCAAGUGAGGAAGAUCGAGAAGGUUUUGCAAUGGCAUCUUUAAAAAGCGCAGAGGGGAUUUCGUUUGCUAGAAGGAUACCAAUAAGGCAAGAUGGCAAGGCGCGGAUGGCCGAAAAAGAGUCGCGGAGACUCCCGGAGAAAGCUUUUAAAUGGGAUAUCACUUCAGAGAAAGAUUCUGACCCGGGAGGAUAUUCCGAAGGACAACUUUGUGGCAAAACGGAUGCAUUCGAGAAAACGGAGGCUUUUACAGGCCCAUGCGCUGCACAGAGUUGCUGUCGGCUGGAAUCAGACCAGGCAGAGGGCUCCGGUCUGCUCAGUACUGUUGCAGACAGAGGGGCGGACUGGGACGUUUUGUCCCAUCACACGGAAGAACUUAUCAGUAAAAUAGAAAAAAUUGUGGACGCAACCGAUUACAACAACGAGAAAGGGGAUCCUGUAGGAUCCUAUAGGAUCGAGUGCAAGCAAGGGGCACGUCAUGAGAUGGCUGCUUAUGAUGAAACCCCCAGAUCUCCAAAAGGCAUCCCUCCUUUGGGGAACCCUCCAGGGCCCCUGGAGAUCCAGAUCCCUAGGACCGUGUUUUAUGUUGCGGAGGAGAUGGCGAGAAAGAAGACCACGGGUCGAAGCAAGGAAGGUAAAGACUCCGGAGACGGGCAAGGAGUUGAGAGGAGAGAUAGUUGGAGGAUUGGCAAGCCCUUGAGCCGCAUUGAAUCCCUUCGAGAGAAAAUUAGACAAAAAGAGCAGGAGAGAUUAAGUCAGAAGAAGGCGCAGGGCGUGAACGGGGAUGAAAAUAAAUGCAUUUCUGGUGCACGGACAGAAGGGGACACCUGUGAGGAGAGGGGGACUGAAAAGGAGAAAGGAUGGGAAUCCGUACCUCCUUUGCAGAAGAGGACGACUGCAACACAGAGUAGUGAAGCAGACACGGCGGUGCAGACAUCCGGGCCUGUGUUUGACAUCACGCAGGAAGUCGAUGUGUUGAAAAACUGCCCUCCGCUUCCUGUUUCUGUCCUCGACUCACCCACUGUUGGUGAAGAGGAAGUAGGUAGCGCCUUCGCCAAUGCUCCCUCGGAAAACUGCGGCAAAUUAUUCCUUCAAGCAACUGACGAUGAGCGUGACACUUUGAAACAUGCGGAAGAGCAAGUGACACAACACGGGACCCAACACCAUCGUGGGGAAAGAGAACGAGAGCGAAGCGACACGGAGGACCCCGAGAAGGAAGUCGAGGGUUACACACCAUCCAUUGAUCCAGCGCAAGCUCCCUCACCCUCGCCGCCGCAUCCCAACUCCCUCGCAGCGAUGAGCCGGAUCUACAAUUUGGAGACGGUGGGCUCGAGGUCGGGCUUGUGUUUGAGAGAGAGGAAUGUGGACGUUUCAUCGGUACAUCUUAUUAAGGUGAAGCCCCUCCUCACGUCAGAUGCACAAAAGGGGGAUGGUAAAGUGUUCUCGGGAGAAGAUGCCGGUGGGCUGAAGACCAUGCCACUUCCAAUUGAGCAGUUUCGUCUCAAAGAGCAGGAAGUGCUGCAGUCCCAACAUGUUGCCUCAACAUCAAACACUUUUUUCAAAGAAGCAAAAGGACCCCAAAGCAAAGGAUUCAGAAAGCAUCAAGCUGAGGAGAUGGUCAAAGAAACACCAGAAAUUAACCCCAAAGUGUGUCCCCGACGGAUUUUUUCGCCAACAUCUCUUCUUAAACAACCAAACCCAAUUAAUACCUCGCAACUCAGGAGCCAAUCGCCGGACAAAUCGCUGAAGCCCUCUGACUGCGCACCGACUCCAGCCUCCUCGCCGUGUCCUCCAUCUCCUGCUGCCUCUCCAUCGCCGUCGCCGACAUUCUUCUCCAUUCGCAGUGCCUCGGGGGGUCACGUGAAGAGAGGGGCCACCAUUACAAUCACCCCCAAAAAGCCCACCGCAACGGGAAGAACAACCGGAUCUAUAACGCCGUCCAACCCAGCUGCAUGCGCCAAUACAAAAAUACCCCAGCUGACCCAACAAAACCAGACAACCUCGGCUGCGGCCGAGCCCGCGAAGAAGAAAUAUCCGUCAGUGGAAGAAAUUGAAGUGAUUGGCGGAUAUCAGAACCUGGAGAAGUCAUGUCUCGUUAGAAGCAAAGGGACUCCGAAAAGGGGGAAGGUGUGUUUCAAUGAGGACCGACUCGAGCAAGUGUGCGAGUAUCCUUCCGAGACCUCCAUGUUUGUUUCCACCCCCUACCCCCAUGAAACUGGGAGGACCGAGACACCGCAGGGAGAAGAGUCACAGGAUGAAGAAGGGGAAGCGGAUGGAGAGGUCGUGUCCAAAUGCUCAAGAAAUUUGGGGACUGCAUUGGGACGGGGUCUAAGAGUGGGUCAGUGUCACCCCCUUCUCAAAAAACAUAAGAUGAGUCGUGCCCUUGGUAGACGCCACUCACCUCGCCAAAAUGCCCGUGCGAAGCAAUCAGGCUUUCGGAGGUUAUUGAAUGUUCCAUUCGAUCAUUUGAAAUGAGUCAUCUCAGUCUGUGUAGUGAUGAUGUACAGUUUGUUUCCUGCUGUGGAUAGCAGCGGUUUAUAUUUAGCUUUAUUUUUCAGGGGACAAAUGUGAAUGUAUGGCACAUAAUGUCAAGGUCUUAGUUCACCAGCUGCUUUUGGUGCUCUGUGGCAAAAGAUCACUUGUCUAUGCAAAAAAUGAAAAUGGUUUUAUUCUGUAGUUAAUAUAUUUGAUAGGAUUUCAAUUUCUGAUAUGAAGUCAGUCAAUCAGUGAUGUUUAUCUCAUCUGAGUGCCUUGUGCCUGCUUGAUAUAGUGAACCCGCACACAUGGUAUGAAGAUCAGUUGACAUGUUUUUAUUUGUGGCUAUUCUUUAAAUGAAAAGAAGUGAGGGAGUGUUAUUUUAAUAUUUUGUCACAGGGAAGUGGCAAAAACUAAGAAAGAAGGCAACAGCAGAUUUGCGUGGCUGUGUAUUAUUUACACCUACAGUAUUUAGUACUUUUUGUUUGUAAAUGAACAUGUUUGACGGGAGUAACAUGCAUAAAGUCUGGACAGAAACUGCACAAAUGAGUUUUUAUUUUUUGAAACGGCUUGCUUGAAAAAAAUUGAAUAAAUAUUUAAAACCUUU